This is a messenger RNA of Truncatella angustata, 1072 nucleotides long. RefSeq names its product chitin synthase III catalytic subunit. Gene Ontology annotation, biological process: protein folding. The transcript has 6 exons. Gene Ontology annotation, cellular component: endoplasmic reticulum membrane. The coding region runs from base 163 to 1056 and encodes 297 amino acids. The record is from RefSeq and is a predicted model, not a curated record. NCBI's taxonomy places the organism in Eukaryota, Fungi, Ascomycota, Sordariomycetes, Amphisphaeriales, Sporocadaceae.
GUCCUGGCGUCCAAGUAGACAGUUCUUCCAUCGUGCACAGACGGGGCAAUCGGGCUCAAUUGUGCAGGCAAGACCUAGUCAGAGGUCAUUUAAGACCCAGCAUCGCAUCUCGACAACUAGUAAUACGAAGCGCAAUUGCUGCGCCACCAAGUUAGACAUCCAAUGGGCGACACUCAGUUUGGCAAUUUUGAGGCUUUCUGCCGGGACUCGACACUACCAGUAUGCAAUCUGUUGUCCACAAAUCAUAACCAGACCGGUCCAUGGGGAGGGUGCGAGUUGACGGGCAUACCUUUGAGUGGUGGCAGGCAUUUGGGGAACCUAGGCUCUAUCAUACUCUGCGGCAUCGCCAUUGCAACUUCGAUUUUUCUUUUAUUGAGGUCCGAGAGGAAGAAAGCAGCCGUUGGUCGAAGGGAAAUGCAACUGUUCCUCUUAGGCUAUGUCAUCAUUGAAAUAUGUGAAAUUUUCUCGGUGGGAGGCUUCCCAUUAGACUCCAAAGUACGAGUUGCUUUCAGCGCUAUCCACAUCGGAAUGAUCAUCGCGACCACGUGGAUUCUAAUGAUUAACGCAGUCGUUGGGUUCCAGAUUAUUGACGACGGCACUCCCAUGUCAGUGGGAUUAAUGGUCAUCUCCGGCGCCGUUCUCCUCAUCGGCACUGGCUACAUCGCAUUGGAUACUGGUCUCCAGUUCACGUCGUACUGGAAUAGUAGCUACGAUACACCGAACCGGAACAUUGCCCUCUAUGUGCUGUACCAGCUCGUGCCCCUGAUCUUCCUGGUUGCCUUCUUUGUUCUCGAGACUAUCCUGGUUUUGAGGAUACUUGGUGAAGUGAGGCCAAUGGCAUAUCUGGCAGCCGCAGCUGUUUUGUUUGCCAUAGGCCAGGUCUUCAAUUACACCAUCAGCCCAUAUAUCUGCAACGGUACAAGCGGCAAGGUCGAUGGAGCCCUGUUCGAGACGCUCUUCACCCUGCUUUCCGUGGUCAUGAUUUGGGUCUUCUGGUCAAGCAUCACCGAGGAUGACUGGCCAAUUGCCACAGCCGGACCUGCAGGAUACCCCUGAUAGGGCUGCCAUAAUC